Molecule: messenger RNA, 1707 nt
Organism: Telopea speciosissima
Lineage: Eukaryota; Viridiplantae; Streptophyta; Magnoliopsida; Proteales; Proteaceae
Product: disease resistance protein RUN1-like
Exons: 3
Coding region: 1-1707 (568 amino acids)
Biological process (GO): defense response; signal transduction
Molecular function (GO): ADP binding
Source: RefSeq, a predicted model, not a curated record
AUGGCAGCAGCUCAUGAUCAGGCCUCUUCUUCUUCUUCAUCCUCGUCUGGUUUAAGGAGUUAUGAAGUAUUCUUGAGCUUUCACGGCGAAGACGUUCGCACCAAUUUCGCGGACCACCUCUACUGUGCCUUGGAUAGGGCUGGAAUUCGAACUUACAGAGAUGAGGAUAAACUCCCCAAGGGAGAAACGAUUGGCCCGGAGCUAAUCUCUGCAAUCCAAGAUUCAAUAAUCUCCAUUCCCAUCUUAUCCCCGAACUAUGGGUCAAGCAAAUGGUGUCGCAAUGCGCUAACCCAGAUAUCUGAAUGCAGAAAAACAAAGAAACAGAUUGUGUUUCCCAUUUUCUACAAAGUUGAGCCAACGGAAGUGCGAAACCAGAAAAACAAAUAUGAGGAAGCCUUUGUGGAGUACCAGAGGCGCGUCGACGAAUACCAGAAGGAUUUAGUCGAAAAGUACCAAUUCCAAUUUGGAUCAUCAACUGCCCAGCUGCCUGAUAGGACGAUGCUGCACAGACACGAUAUGGAAUCUGGUGACAGAAAGAUUGUGGUUAUCCAUGGCCUCGGUGGCAUUGGAAAGACAACAAUCGCUAAGGUUGUCUGUGAUACAGUCCUUAGCCAUUUUGAAGGAUAUAAAUUUAUUGAAAAUGUCCGUGAGAAUGCUGAAAGAUUUGGGAUUCCCUAUCUGCAAAAUCAACUUAUCAAUGAUCUCCUGAAAGAGAAAAAUCAAAAUAUUACUGAUGUGGGUGAUGGAAUUAAAGUGAUCCAACAAAGAUACUGCAACAAAAAAGUUCUUAUUGUUCUUGAUGAUGUGGAUCAAGUUGAUCAAGUAGAGUCUCUAGCUGGGAACCGUGAAUGGUUUGGUAACGGAAGUAAGAUUAUUAUCACAACCAGAAAUAAGGAAGUUUUUAUUGCUCAAAAACCAGAUAGUAUUUAUGAGCCCAAAGUAAUGGAAUUCAAUGAUUGUCUUAAACUUUUUAGUCAGUAUGCGUUUGGAACGGACCAACCUCUAGAAGGUUAUUUGGAUCUCUCAAAAGCUAUGGUGGAAAGUGCUGGAAGACUUCCCUUGGCUCUUCGAGUUAUAGGUUCAUCUUUAUUAGAUGAAAAGAGAAAAGUAGUAUGGAAAGACAGGUUAAAGAAGAUGCAAAAAUUUCCCGAUGAUCGUGUUAUGAAAAGUUUGAAAAUAAGCUAUGAUGGAUUAGGAUGUGUGGAGCAACAAAUGUUUCUUGAUACUGCUUGUUUUUUCAUCGGAAUGAAUAAAGAUAUUGCAUUUUAUAUAUGGGAAGGGUGUGAUUUUUUCCCUCAAGCCGGACUUGAAGUUCUUUGUAAAAAGUCUUUGGUAACAAUUAAUGAAGAUGAUAGCUUAAGGAUGCAUGAUAUGCUUCGGGAUCUUGGAAGGUUUAUUGUUUGUCAAGAGAACAUACAAAAGCCAGGGCAGCGUAGUCGAAUAUGGUCUCAAAAGGAGGUCUUCGAAGUACUGGUUAAACAAACGGGAACAAGUAUUUGUGAAGGACUCAGUAUUGAUUUCAAGCAAUUCAUUCAUUCCAUCAAUGGUAGACCAGCGAGCCAAUGUUUGACGAGUAAAGGAUUUGCUGCAAUGAAAGAUCUAAGGUUACUCCAAGUCGAUUAUGCACAAUCUCCUGAGAACUUCACAAAUUCUUUUUCAGAACUGAGAUGGCUUAGUUGGAAAGGAUGCUCUACCAAUUUGCACUAA